UGGUGUUGCGGCGCCCGCGCUCCACAGGCUCAGGCUAUUUCUGAUGCUUGGAAGCUAUCCUUUCAGCCGUAAGGAUGGUAAUAAAUCUUUGCCUCCCACAGUUCAGACCAAGAAUUUACUGCAACAAGAUAUCAGCUGAUGGUUAUGAAGUAGAAAAUCUCAUCUCUGAAGACCUCACAAAGAGAAGUCAUGGUUUUAGGACAGAGUAUUUCAUUAAGCCACCAGUCUAUGUGACAGUUUCCUUUCCCUUCAAUGUGGAAAUCUGUAGGAUUAACAUAGACCUCACAGCUGGGGGAGGCCAGAAUGUCACUGGCCUGGAAAUGUAUACAUCUGCCUUGUCCAGCAGAGUGUCUUGGAAUACCCCCGAGUGCCAGACCCCAGGCCCAGAUGAGCCAUCCAUUCCGGACAAAGAAGCGUUCACUUUGGUGGGCAAAGUCUUGUUGAAAGACCAGAGCCAAGUGGUGUUUAGCCACAGGGGCUUCAAAGCCAGGCCACCUUUUGGCCCGAUGGAAGCCACACUUCCCUCCCCUGCCGUUGUGGCCCAGGAGCUCUGGAAUAAAGGGGCUCUUUCUCUUAGUCAUGUGGCCCAUCUCAAGAUUUGUAUCACCCAUGUGACAGGCAGUGGUAUCCCUUGUAUCAAGCGGUUGGAAGUAUGGGGUCAGCCAGCCAAAACCUGCUCUCAGGAGGUGAUAGACAGUGUUUUGCUGGUUGCCUCAGAGAGCCUCCCUCAGGACUUGUCUCUACAGACACCGGCCUUACCCAUGGAGAGUGACUGUGAUCCUGGGGGCCAGUCUGAGGGCCAGCAGGCCCCCUCCAGCCUACUGGAGCUGGCUGAGGUAAUUCGGGAAGUACCUGAAGAGUUCCUGGAUCCCAUCACCCUGGAGAUUAUGCCUUACCCCAUGCUGCUGCCCUCAGGCAAGGUCAUUGACCAGAGCACGCUGGAGAAGUGUAACCGUAGUGAAGCCGCAUGGGGCCGAGUGCCCAGUGACCCUUUCACAGGAGUAGCCUUUACUCCACACUCCCAGCCCCUGCCUCACCCCUCCUUGAAGGCCCGGAUCGACCAUUUCCUGCUCCAGCACUCCAUCCCUGGCUGCCACCUGCUUGGGAGAGCACAGACUGCAUUGGCAGUGACCCCUUCUUCCAUUGCUCUGCCCUCUCAGAAAAGGAAGAUGGAGCAGGGCGAACAUGCCCCAGACAGUAGCCUUGGCUUAAAUGCUUCCUGUUUUUCUACCACAAGCCUUCUGGUCUCACCCACUACCUCAGAGCACACUGCUAAGAAAAUGAAAGCUGCCAGUGAGCUCAUGGAUUGUUCAACAGGUCCAGUAUCCCAUGAGCAAAAGCUGUCGCAAAGCUUGGAAAUUGCCUUGACGUCAACCCUUGGCUCCAUGCCCUCCUUCACAGCUCGGCUGACCAGGGGACAGCUCCAGCACCUCAGCACAAGAGGGAGCAGUACUUCCUGGAGGCCAGGCUCCAGCUCGGAGCAGCCUGGGAGCAUCCUGGGCCCCGAAUGCACAUCCUGCAAAAGAGUGUUCUCUCCCUACUUCAAAAAGGAGCCCGUGUACCAGCUUCCCUGUGGCCAUCUCCUGUGCCGGCCCUGCCUGGGUGAGAAGCAGCGCUCCCUGCCCAUGACAUGCAUAGCCUGCCAGCGGCCAUUUGCCAGCCAGGACGUUCUGCGGGUUCACUUCUGAGUGACUGGCCUCAACCUGAGAAGACCCAUCGCUGGGAGGAGCUGAGGAGGAACGAGUGGGGGGUCAAAGCUCCUGAAGUCUGGCCAGGUCCCAGGCACAGGGGGGCCUCUGCUUUCUCGUGGGCUUUCCCUUUGUCUCCUCCCAAAGCAUAGCACAUGG
Lipotes vexillifer (Yangtze River dolphin) is the source of this 1847-nucleotide messenger RNA. RefSeq names its product U-box domain containing 5 (gene UBOX5). Lineage: Eukaryota; Metazoa; Chordata; Mammalia; Artiodactyla; Lipotidae. Gene Ontology annotation, molecular function: ubiquitin-ubiquitin ligase activity; ubiquitin protein ligase binding. Gene Ontology annotation, cellular component: nucleus. Gene Ontology annotation, biological process: protein polyubiquitination. The record is from RefSeq and is a predicted model, not a curated record. The coding region runs from base 75 to 1688 and encodes 537 amino acids. The transcript has 5 exons.